This is a messenger RNA of Osmerus eperlanus (European smelt), 5125 nucleotides long. RefSeq names its product Rap guanine nucleotide exchange factor (GEF) 1b (gene rapgef1b). Lineage: Eukaryota; Metazoa; Chordata; Actinopteri; Osmeriformes; Osmeridae. Gene Ontology annotation, cellular component: plasma membrane. Gene Ontology annotation, biological process: Ras protein signal transduction; positive regulation of GTPase activity. Gene Ontology annotation, molecular function: guanyl-nucleotide exchange factor activity. The coding region runs from base 256 to 3849 and encodes 1197 amino acids. The transcript has 27 exons. The record is from RefSeq and is a predicted model, not a curated record.
GACUCGAGACAGUGCUCCGUAGUCCGUACUGUGCCUAGUGAAAAUUGCUUGGAAGACGGACCGCGACAGCUCUACAUCGAGUCACGCCAAUGUGUGCGGCUCAUAAAUCUAUCGCCGUACCACUACCAUAUUCAUCUCACGGACACACGUGUGAACCGAGAAUGCGGGAAUAAUCGGAGGCGACACGGCGAGACGCGUUGGUUGUUGUCUAACGUUUAUUGUUGAUCUGCGAGUGAAAUCACUGCUGGCUACGAAAUGUCGGGGAAAAUAGAGAGCAAGCAAGACUCCCAGCGCUCCCACCUCUCCUCCUUCACCAUGAAGCUGAUGGACAAGUUUCACUCCCCGAAGAUCAAGAGGACGCCGUCCAAGAAGGGCAAGCAGCUGCAGCCCGAACCGGCCGUCAAGAGCACUGAGAAACCUGUCAACAAGAAGGUGAGUCGUCUGGAGGAGCAGGAGAAGGAGGUGGUGAGCGCCCUGCGCUACUUCAAGACCAUUGUGGACAAGAUGGUGGUGGAGAAGAAGGUUCUGGAGAUGCUGCCUGGAUCGGCCAGCAAGGUUCUGGAGGCCAUCUUGCCUCUGGUCCAAGCAGAGGCCCGGAUCCAGCAGAGCUCGGCACUGUCCUCCUGUCACAACCGUGUGUACCAGAGCCUGGCCAAUCUGAUUCGCUGGUCAGACCAGGUGAUGCUGGACGGCAUCGACCUGGAGGACAAGGACAACGUGGUCGCAGUCACCACGGUGAUCAAGGCCGUGCUUGACGGCGUCAAGGAGCUGGUGAAGCUCACCAUAGAGAAGCAGGAGCAGCCUUCACCCACCAUCCCCAUCAAGCCCCCUGCCCCUGCCACUGCUCCUGAGAGCUCGUCAGAGUUGCCCCUCACUGAGCUGGAGAAGGAGAUCCUGAGUAAGACCACGCCCCCGGCCACGCCCAAAGGCGCGGCGGCCCACUCCGCAGAAGAAGACGUGGCCCCGCCCAAACCCCCCCUCCCCGGGGCCAAGAUGGCGGAGCUCAGAGCACAGUUGAGUGCUGAUGCUGCCCAGAGGAGACCCUCCCAGAAGGACAACCCUCCCCCGGCGCUGCCCCCUAAGAAGCGCCAGUCCGCCCCCUCGCCCACCCGGGUGGCGGUGGUGGCCCCCAUGAGCCGGGGCUCUAGCCUACCCUGCAGCGUGCACCGACAGCAGCAGGACUACGAGCAGGAGUAUCUUCAGAGGCGUUUCUCGGGGGGCAGCCAGUCGUACGGGGGCGACUCCCCCCGCCUGUCCCCCUGCGGGAGCAUGGGCAAGCUGAGCAAGUCGGACGAGCAGCUGUCCUCCAUGGAGCAGGACAGCGGACAGUGCUCCCGCAACACCAGCUGUGAGACCCUGGACAACACAGAAAACUACGACCCGGACUAUGACUUCCUCCACCAGGACCUCUCCGUGGGGGACCACCUGCCCCCCGCCCCUGUGGGGGGGUGCCUGAGCCCCCUCCCGGAGUCCCACAGCGAGUCCUCCUCCCCCGUCCCCGGCCAGCUCCCCUCGCACCCCCGCUUCAGCGCCCCGCCCCCCCAGCACUCCGAGUACUGGAGUCCUCAGCCGCAGGGGGUCCCCGGGGGGGGCGCCCACCCCCUCUCCUCCCGUAGGAGCGCGCCCCCCGCCCUCCCUCAGAAGAAGCGACGCAGCGCCCAGGUGUCUCCCUUCCCGGACGGCGGCUCGCGGCUCCUGUACGAGCGCUACCCGUCGCAGUACGACAACCUGUCGGAGGAGGAGAUGCUCGCCACGCCGCCGUUCCCGCUCUUCACGCCGUCGCCGAGCAACGGCGACGUGUUCGUGGUGCAGUACGAGACUGGCGACGUGCCCACCAGCCCCCCGCCCCUCCCCGAGAAGAAGGCCAAACACAUCCUACAGUACAUGCAGUUCGUGGAGGACUACUCGGAGCCCCAGCCCUCGGUGUUCUACCAGACGCCGCAGAACGAGAGCAUCUACGAGCAGCGCAACAAGCGCUUCCAGGAAGUCUACGGCUUCAACGACUCCUUCUCCAGCACCGACUCUGUCCACGAGCCCCUGCCGCCUCCUGCCCUGCCGCCCAAACAGAGACAGCUGACCUCCCACUCCUCCUCCCCCUCCUCCUCCUCCUCCUCCUCUCUCUCCUGUCACUUCCAGCCCUCGGUAGUGGCCCUGGAGGAGGCGGGGCCUGGGCUGGGGCUCAGCAUGUCUGUCUCUAACUCCUACCUGAGUGGCCACGCCUCCCUGACCACGACCACGAGCUUGGACCAAGCUUCCUUGACCAAUGCCACCAUUCUGGAUGGCAGCGGGGGCGGGCCCAACGGUUCCCUGGCCGGGUCAUUGGGCUCUGUGGCUGUCUGUCUUCCUUCUGAGUCUUCUCUUACCGACUCUCUCCACACCUCAGCGAGUGAGAGUGCCAACGACGAGGGCGGCGAGGGGGAGUACGUCAACCUGUACUCGUCCAGCCAGGCCAAUGGGGAGCUCCCACUUCCCCUCAGAGAGCCAAUCGCAGCUGAUGAUGUCCUUCAAGACUCCGCCCCUCAGAUGCCGUCCUCCAAUAGUAAAGAGGCUUUGGACAAGGAGAGAAGGCAGAAGUCUACAGAGUCGGGCCAAAGCGACGAGGAGGAGGUGGACGAGCUCUCUCUCAUUGACCAUAAGGAGAUUAUGAGCAGGAUUACACUAAAACAGGAGAACGAUGAUGGUCCUGACGUGAGGGCUGGAUCAGGAGACAUCCUGCUGGUUCAUGCCACAGAGACCGACCGCAAAGAUCUGGUGCUGUACUGUGAGGCCUUCCUGACCACCUACCGGACCUUCAUCACCCCUGAGGAUCUCAUUAAGAAGCUACACUACAGAUACACCAGGUUCUGUCACAGCCCAGACACCUUCAAAAAGCGGGUCAGCAAGAACACCUUCUUCGUGUUGGUCCGCGUGGUGGACGAGCUGUGUCUGGUGGAGCUGACGGAGGACAUCCUGAAGCAGCUGAUGGAUCUGGUCUUCAGGCUGGUGUGCAACGGCGAGCUCAGCCUGGCCCGCGUCCUCCGCAAGAACAUCCUGGACAAGGUGGAACAGAAGAAGCUGCUCCGAUACACCAACUCCCUCAAGCCGCUCGCUGCCAGAGGCGUCUCGGCCAGACCGGGGACUCUACACGACUUCCGCAGUCAUGAGAUCGCCGACCAGCUCACUCUACUGGACGCCGAGCUCUUCUACAAGAUUGAGAUUCCAGAAGUGCUUCUGUGGGCCAAGGAGCAGAAUGAAGAGAAGAGUCCCAACCUGACCCAGUUCACGGAGCACUUUAACAACAUGAGCUACUGGGUGCGCUCUCUGAUCAUCCAGCAGGAGAAGGCCCAGGACAGAGAGAAGCUGCUCCUCAAGUUCAUCAAGAUCAUGAAGCACUUAAGGAAGCUGAACAACUUCAACUCGUACCUGGCCAUCCUGUCGGCACUGGACUCCGCCCCCAUCCGCAGGCUGGAGUGGCAGAAACAGACCUCUGAGGGAUUGGAGGAGUACUGCACAUUGAUUGACAGCUCUUCGUCCUUCAGAGCGUACAGAGCAGCUCUGUCUGAAGUGGAGCCACCCUGUAUUCCAUACCUGGGUUUGAUCCUGCAGGAUCUGACGUUCGUCCACCUGGGGAACCCCGACCUCAUAGAGGGGAAGGUCAACUUCUCCAAACGCUGGCAGCAGUUCAACAUCCUUGACAGCAUGAGGCGCUUCCAGCAAGUGCACUACGAGCUGAAGCGCAACGACGACAUUGUCUCCUUCUUCAACGACUUCAGCGACCACCUGGCCGAGGAGGCGCUGUGGGAGCUGUCCCUGAAGAUCAAGCCCAGGAACAUCACUCGCCGCAGGACAGAGCGCGAGGAGAAGACCUAGAGACCUCGCCCCCCCCCCCCCCCGACCCCCCGUCUCCGCCCCUUCACAGGCUAGGCCACCCCCCUCCCUCCCACCGUGCUUCAGACACUACACUCACUUUACUACAAACAGACCCACAGAUGGAGGGACUGGGAGACCGACGGACACUAAGAGCAGGGGAGGAGGGAGGAGGAAGAGAGGAAGGGCAGACUGAGAAACUGGAGAUUAAAAACUGUUUACAGAAGCUCCACUGCUGUGGGAGACUGGGUUUGGGAUUAUAAUCUGCACUGGGAUUGGGAUUAUAAUCUGUCAACUCUGCUGUCUGCUAUGGAGUGAAGCUGGCAGGGGAGAGAGACCCUGUACAACCAUGGGAGAUAAGAGAGGAGGGAGAGGCACUGUGCUGCCAAGGAGGAGAGGAUGCAAGGAGGAGCCCUGACGGGGAGAGGACAGGGAGCUGAAGGCACCCUCCCGUCCGCUCCCUUCUGGAUUGGAGAUUGUGUGUGCGCUCGCGUGCGUGUUUGAGAUGAACACUACUCUAUAGCCACCUGAGAUAUUCCCAACUCACCCCGCCCCCCUCACCCACCCACCACUCCUCACCCCCAUGUGUUUGCCAUGGGGUCAGCCCCCCCACCCACACACACACUUCACCCCAGCACACCUUCCCCAGUGUUCCGGAACAGUCUGACAGGAACUGUGAUUUCACAAAGCAGACUGGGCUGGGAGUGGGUGUGUCUUGGGCCGGGUGGCCUCUGAGGGGUGGAAAGACCAUGAGGGGCGGGACUUACUAAAGAGAUUUUGUUCCGAGUUUUUUUGUGUAAGAAUCAUGUAUGGUUAUGAUGUAUUAUAUACAAUACUCCUUUUGUUCUGAAAAAGGAUGUUUAUGCUCAAAUGAGAAGAGCUCAUUUUAGAGAGCUUCUCCCAAGUUCCAUAGAAAUGUGCACUAAAAAAAGCAACAAAAAAAUACACAAAAAAGAGAAUUACUAAAGAUGCUGUGAUCUAUGUCUGUCAUUCUCAAUCAUUGUGUGCCAUGUUCAAGUAUAGACCACCAUCAGGCAAUCAGAAUCACGUGUGUAGUUCAAACGUGCGUGUGUACAGUACUCGUCAGAAAGUGUGCAUGGGGCAAAGAGUGUGCGUGUGGGAAUGAGAGAAUGUGAAAACGUAAACAGCAGUCCAUUAGAGACGUGUUUUGUCAGUCCAUUCAGUGCUCUAGUUUUUCCAUUCAUAUUUCUUUGAAAUAAUCGUCUCAAUCCACACAUCACUGUUGUUCUCCAAACCCAAUAAAACUGCUCUGUUUAUA